This is a messenger RNA of Emiliania huxleyi CCMP1516, 303 nucleotides long. RefSeq lists its product as hypothetical. NCBI's taxonomy places the organism in Eukaryota, Haptophyta, Isochrysidales, Noelaerhabdaceae. The annotation marks the transcript as partial. The record is from RefSeq and is a predicted model, not a curated record. The transcript has a single exon. Gene Ontology annotation, biological process: magnesium ion homeostasis.
GCGAUGCGCAUCCGGCCGCUGCGGCAAAAGGGCAACCUGCUGCUGUGCACGCUGCUGCUGGGCAACACGCUGGUGAACGCGAUGAUCUCGAUCCUCUCGGCCGACCUCACCUCAGGCCUCGCGGGCGGGCUCAUCGCCACGGCCGUCAUCGUCGUCUUCGGCGAGAUCAUCCCGCAGGCCGUCUGCUCGCGUCACGGGCUGCGCAUCGGCGCGGCCUCGACGUGCCUCGUGCGGCCGCUCAUGUACCUGCUCAUGCCGAUCACCCUCCCGAUCGCCAGGGUGCUCGACCUGGUCCUCGGCCGC